UGCUACAAAAAGCGUAAGUCUUGUGAUUAAUACCGUCGAUAAAAGGCGCCGUUUUGUUACAGUGAUGUUGAACGGUGUGAAUGUGCGUCUGCAGUUGGACACGGGAUCUGACAUAAGCAUCAUUUCGAAACGUUUGUGGGAGAAAAUAGGUAAACCACCCACAGUACCGGCAAACGAACAAGCCGCAACAGCGUCAGGCGACCGCUUGCAGUUUUUGUUUAAGUUCAGUUGUGACAUUUCGUUCAAUGACAAACAACAUAUCUGUCAGUUUUACGUUGUUGAAAAACCACUUUACCUUCUUGGCAUCGAUUUGAUGGAUGCAUUCGAUCUUUGGUCACUGCCCAUUAGCACGUACUGCAACAACGUCACUGUUCCUUCUGUCACUUUGAAGUCACUGAAAUCAGCAUACCCGAGGGUGUUUAGGAACGAGCUGGGGUUGUGUACGAAAACAAAAGUGAAAUUGGAACUAAUACCAGGUGCAACUCCAGUUUUUCGUGCAAAGCGUCCAGUGGCUUAUGCGGUACAUAGCAGUGUGGAUAACGAACUCGACCGACUGGAACGAGCAAAAAUCAUCACACCGGUAGACUUUUCGGAUUGGGCAGCUCCCAUCGUUGUCGUCCGAAAAACGAACGGAUCUAUUCGUAUUUGCGGUGACUAUUCCACCGGUCUCAACAAUGCCCUGCAACCGCAUCAAUAUCCGUUGCCGCUACCGGAAGAAAUUUUCAACAAAUUGGCUAAUUGCACAGUGUUUAGCCGAAUUGAUCUGUCGGAUGCAUUUCUGCAGGUAGAAGUGGACGAAAGCAGCCGUGAAUUGUUAACCAUCAACACCCAUCGGGGACUUUACCGGUACAACCGUCUGACACCGGGAGUCAAAGCAGCACCGGGAGCAUUCCAGCAACUUAUCGAUACUAUGCUGGCAGGCCUCCCUCAUACGUGUGGUUAUUUAGAUGACGUCGUCGUUGGUGGUGUAAAUCCUGAAAAUCACUGGGCGAACCUUCAUGCAGUGUUUCAAAGGAUCAGCGAUUUUGGAUUUACCAUUCGUGUAGAAAAGUGCAUAUUCGCUCAGCCGCCAAUUAAAUAUGUAGGUCAUCUGCUUGACCGCAACGGUCUUCGCCCGGAUCCAUCAAAGGUUCAAGCCAUCAACGAAAUGCCACCGCCCACUGACGUUUCCGGUGUUCGCUCUUUCCUAGGAGCAAUAAAUUACUACGGCAAGUUUGUUCCUAGUAUGCGCACCCUUCGGUAUCCUCUUGAUGAGCUGCUCAAGGCGAAUGCAAAAUUUGAGUGGACGGAAAAAUGCCAGGCGGCAUUUAACAAAUUUAAAGAAGUGUUGAAAUCCGAUCUACUGUUGACACACUACAACCCUGCGCUUGAUAUAGUUGUGUCGGCAGAUGCGUCGUCUGUUGGUGUCGGUGCAACAUUAUCACACAAGUUUCCGGACGGUACUCUCAAGGUGGUACAGCAUGCCUCCAGAGCACUCACAGCAGCAGAGAAAAACUAUAGUCAGCCCGAUCGUGAAGGACUUGCAAUAAUUUUUGCAGUGACUAAAUUUCACAAAAUGUUGUUUGAUCGUCGCUUUCAUCUUCAGACUGAUCAAGAGCCGCUGCUGAGGAUUUUCAGUUCGAAGAAAGGAAUUCCUGUUUACACAUCGAACCGGUUACAACGUUGGGCUCUUACGCUAUUGCUUUAUGAGUUCACCAUCGAGUACGUCCCGACAGCGAAAUUCGGCAAUGCUGACAUACUUUCCCGUCUGAUCAACCAGCACGUCAGACCUGAGGAAGAUUACGUGAUUGCUUCGGUCUCUUUGGAGAAUGACUUAAGGUCAGUUACACAAGAUACACUAACCGUUCUCCCUCUGAGUUUUAGAAUCGUACAACAGUCUACACAGUCCGAUCCUAUCACCAAAGCAGUUUAUCGAUACCUGAUUGACGGUUGGCCUGAGACCGUUACUGAUGCAGAGCUCAAGCGGUUUUAUGCACGACGUGAGUCACUUACCACGGUACAAGGCUGCAUACUAUUUGGCGAUCGACUUGUUAUUCCUUCGCCCCAUCGCAAGCGCAGUCUUCAGCAGCUUCAUCGUGGCCACCCUGGAAUCCAGCGAAUGAAGGCGAUUGCCAGGUCUUAUGUUUAUUGGCCAACUCUCGAUAACGACAUUGUUCAUUAUGUUAAAUCCUGCCAUCAAUGUGCGAUGACUGCGAAAACACCACCGAAGUCAGCGCCUUUGUCUUGGCCUAAAUCAACAAAACCGUGGCAGCGUGUACAUCUUGACUAUGCUGGACCGAUCGACGGGGAAUACUACUUGGUCAUCGUGGAUUCUUUUUCGAAGUGGCCUGAGAUUGUGCAGACUCGCAUCAUCACUACAGCCGCUACAAUCAAAAUCAUCAGAGAACUGUUCGCACGCUUGGGAAUGCCAGAGACACUAGUGAGCGACAAUGGCUCACAGUUCACCAGUGCAGAAUUUCAAUCCUACUGUACGGAUAACGGUAUCGAGCAUCUCACAACUGCGCCGUUUCACCCACAAUCGAACGGUCAAGCUGAGCGGUUUGUGGAUACAUUCAAACGGUCAAUAAAGAAGAUUAAGGAGGGGAGAGCGACAAUGCGUGAAGCACUCAGUACUUUUUUGCUGACUUACCGGAGCACACCUUGUUUUUCUUCUCCGGAUGGAAAAUCACCAGCAGAAGUCAUGUUCGGUCGUCCGAUCCGUACCAGUUUGGAUCUACUCCGUCCUCCACCAGAUUCUGUGCAGUUUGAACAGCCUAGCGAGAGCCGACCCUUGAAGCGUGAGUUCAAAGCUAAAGAUUCGGUAUACGCAAAAGUCUUCGUUAAAAAUCAAUGGCACGUAUAG
Messenger RNA from Topomyia yanbarensis, 2842 nucleotides. RefSeq lists its product as uncharacterized. Gene Ontology annotation, biological process: proteolysis; DNA integration. The transcript has a single exon. Gene Ontology annotation, molecular function: nucleic acid binding; aspartic-type endopeptidase activity. NCBI's taxonomy places the organism in Eukaryota, Metazoa, Arthropoda, Insecta, Diptera, Culicidae. The record is from RefSeq and is a predicted model, not a curated record. The coding region runs from base 65 to 2842 and encodes 925 amino acids.